Lotus japonicus is the source of this 3646-nucleotide messenger RNA. Its product is annotated as G-type lectin S-receptor-like serine/threonine-protein kinase SD3-1. Gene Ontology annotation, biological process: protein phosphorylation; recognition of pollen. Gene Ontology annotation, molecular function: protein serine/threonine kinase activity; ATP binding. Lineage: Eukaryota; Viridiplantae; Streptophyta; Magnoliopsida; Fabales; Fabaceae. The transcript has 2 exons. The record is from RefSeq and is a predicted model, not a curated record. The coding region runs from base 1138 to 3435 and encodes 765 amino acids.
UUUUCACAUUGCAUUCUCUUCUCCCUCUCCCUCUCCUUCGUCACCAUCACCAUUCACCACUACCAUCUAACCCUGCAACUCACCUCUCAUCUCUCUCUCCUCACACUCACAUUCACAUUGCUUCAUUUCUUCACCCCAUUUUCUCAAACACCCUUUUCCCCUUCUACCCUUUUUCCCACUUUAACCUUUCUUUCUGCUCCAAAUCUAUACCCUGAAAGCAUCACAGUAGUAGCACCCUCAAGUCCACACCAUUUUCACUUUCUUCCACUCACACCUUCCAUUAACUCAUACCCUUCAUCUUCAUGCCUUUCCCACUCAUCCAAGCAGCAUAGUAGCAGCAUCCUUAAACCUGUGUUGUUAAUUUCUAUGUUUUCAAGUACCCUUUAGCCCAUUACCCUUUGAGCUAAGUUGCUGGGUGCUAAGACAACAAGGGACAAAAAAAGGUACAAACUUUCCAUCUGGGUCAUGGGUUUUCAUGCACUCAAGUUGAACAUUUCCCUGUUCUGAGCUCUGGCUUUUUUUUCUAUGCUUGAUUUUCUCAGAUCUCUCUUACCCUCUCUGAAUCAGAAAAUGCUAAGCUAACUCCUUUCAGCUACCAGCAAUGUUAUGCAAAAUUGUCUCUUUUCAUUCUGAUUUUGUUGUUGGUCUCAUCUUCUAGUUCUGUUUUUGAAAUCAAUCUGUGACAUUCGAGGGUUCGUUUAGGGAUUGCACUCUACAAAAUGUGCUUCUUGUUGGUCUAAUUUCGGUCCUGUCUGUACCUAAAGUUCCAAUUUUUAGCACUAGAAUUCAUCUUUUGCUGCUAUUUUAUACACAAUUAAGAAAGGGUUCCACUUUGGAGUUUCCUUUCUUCAUUUUGCUGCUAUUAGUCCUACAUGAGUCUCAAAACUUCCAAUUUCAAGUUGCUUUGUUAAAUUGGUUGUGCUGUGGUGGAAAGUUUGUUGAAGGUUUCAGUAAUGGUUAUGGUAGCAGUGUGUGGUGGUGGCUUGUGGACUUCUGAGCUUUGGACUAUUCCAUAAGGUGUUUGGUAUAAUUAAAUUGCCAAGGAGGGAUUCAACAUCUUUUGCUUGUAAAAGUGACUUGGUCAAUAGAACUCAUCAUUAUAUAUCUGUGAAUUUGCCCCUCUGAGGAUAUAUAGGUAUGCUUGAACAGGAGUGUCUUCUUAGAUCAGCAUUGUUGCUAUGUAUUUUUGUUGGCUUCUUGGUACAUCCUGUUGUGGCAGCUGUGAUACCGUUGGGUUCGAAACUUUCUGUGAUUGACAACAAUUGUUGGGUUUCCUCCAAUGGGGAUUUUGCAUUUGGGUUCUUCAACAUUUCAGAUGAACCUAACCAGUUUAGUGCUGGCAUUCGUUUCAAUUCAAAGUCUAUGCCAUAUAGCAAACAACCAGUGGUUUGGGUUGCUGGUGCUCAUGUCACAGUAAGCAACAGGUCAUAUUUCCAACUCACUCCUGAAGGGGAACUUGUCCUGUUUGAUUCCUUACAAGGAGUCACUGCAUGGACCAGCGGAACGCGCAACCGAUCCGUUGUUUCAGCGUCUCUUCAUGAUAAUGGCAACCUUGUUCUUCUAGACACCAAGCAAAACAUCAUUUGGCAAAGUUUUGAUACUCCAUCUGAUACACUUCUCCCAGGGCAGAGUUUAUCUGUUUAUCAGACACUUCGGGCUUCAACCAAGAAUCCCACAGCUAGUUACUACACUCUUUUCAUGAAUGCUUCUGGUCAGAUGCAGCUUCGCUGGGAGAGUAAUGUUAUAUACUGGACUAGUGAAAGCCCCUCCUCAGCUUCAAAUCUCACUGCAUUCCUUACAACUGGUGGAGCUCUGCAACUUCGAGACCAAAGUUUGAAACCUAUUUGGACAGUGUAUGGAGAGGACCAUAAUGAUUCCGUGAACUACCGGUUUCUUAGGCUAGAUUUGGAUGGCAAUCUCCGCUUAUACUCGUGGACUGAAACUUCACAGUCAUGGAGAUCAGUCUGGCAAGCUGUUGAGAACCAGUGCAAGGUCUUUGCAACAUGUGGUCAGCGCGGUGUCUGUGUCUUCACUGCUUCCGGUUCUGCUGAUUGCAGGUGCCCUUUUGAGGUUACCGAGACUAACAAGUGUUUCGUCCCAUAUGAACAGGAUUGUGAAUCUGGCUCCAGUAUGAUGUCGUAUAAGAACACUUAUCUAUAUGGAAUUUACCCUCCUGAUGAUCCAGUAUUCAUAAGUAAUUUGCAGGAAUGUGAGAAGUUGUGCUUGAAUGACACACAGUGUACAGUUGCAACCUUUUCCAACAAUGGUAGUCCCCAAUGCUCCAUUAAGAGAACUAAGUAUAUUACUGGCUAUGCAGAUCCAUCUAUAAGCUCAAUUUCAUUUGUUAAGAAGUGCUCAGGUCCAUUUGCUGUGAAUCCUAACAUCAUGAAGUCACCUCCACUAAAACUGCCUCGUAGGCUAUGUGUUACUUGUCUAAUGGAAGCAUUCUCCGGAACACUUUUCAUCUUUGCGAUCCUCCAGCUGGGAAUUGUUUUCUGCAUCUGCCGAAGAAAGAAAAACUCUACUAUGAGAAAUGUCACUUUGGCUUUGACACGCCCGAAUUCGAAGGCUUUAGUCGUGUUAACCUUCUCAGAAAUCAAAAGCCUCACUCGGGAUCUCCAGAAUCAAAUUGGGCCAAACAUGUUCAAGGGCGUGCUACCAAGCAAUCGCCCUAUUGCAGUGAAAGACCUGGACGCAUCCAUAGAAGAAAGGAAGUUCAGGAGUGCGGUUUUAAAGCUAGGGAGCAUCCACCACAAGAACCUUGUGAAGCUGGAGGGUUAUUGCUGCGAGUUUAACCAUAGGUUUUUGAUGUAUGAAUAUGCUGAUAAUGGUUCACUGGAUAAGUACUUGGAUGAUUCCACUCUGUGCAAGAGGCUAACUUGGAGAAAGAGGGUUGAAAUAUGCUCAAGUGUGGCAAAGGCCAUCUGUUAUUUGCAUUCUGGGUGCGUCGAGUUUGUAAGCCAUGGAAAUUUGCGAUGUGAGAAUGUGAUAUUGGAUGAGGAUGCAGUGGCCAAGGUGUCUGAAUAUGGGUUUGCAAUAGUGGAUGGUGUGGCCACAUAUUGUGGCUUUUCAGCUGAAAAAGAUGUAGAGGAUUUUGGCAAGCUAGUGUUAGCCUUGUUGACGGGACGCCUCCGAGAUCGUCGACAACUUUGUGAGUGGGCAUAUGAAGAAUGGAUCGAAGGUAAUGCAGCAACUAAUGUGGUUGAUAAAAGGAUUGAAGGCGGUGCUGAUUCAGAGGAACUGGAGCGUGCUUUAAGAAUUGCAUUCUGGUGCGUUCAAAGGGAUGAGCGUAGAAGACCUUCUAUGGAGGAGGUAGUGAGAGUGCUGGAUGGUACUUUGAAUGUUGAUCCGCCACCGCCUCCAUUUGCCUUUCAGGGGUCAUCAUUACAUGAAGAUGAUGCACCAGAAAAUGGUUCAGAAUCAGUGCUUCAGUAGUGUUUAUGCCAGCUCAAAUUUUAAGAGCUUCUUUUCAUUUACUUUUCAUGUUUAGUUGUUACCUUCAUUUGAAAAGUGUAUAGUAGGACUAACAUCUAGGUGAAAAGUAGCCAUGCCUUUUAUUUUGUCUCUCAAGCUAGCUAUAUGUGGCAGUGACUGUAAACUCUGAAUUCUAAGUUGUUCAUUUGAGUUUUGCGGUUUCUGCCUGAAA